Molecule: messenger RNA, 336 nt
Organism: Heterobasidion irregulare TC 32-1
Lineage: Eukaryota; Fungi; Basidiomycota; Agaricomycetes; Russulales; Bondarzewiaceae
Exons: 2
Coding region: 1-336 (111 amino acids)
Source: RefSeq, a predicted model, not a curated record
AUGGCACGCAGAAGCGCGAUUACCGCGGCCGGGUGGACGGGCACCCAAAUGGAGCUCGCCCAGGCCCCGCGGCCCGCCAUGCGCCUCGACGCGCGUGCGGACGCCACGUCCGCGUCGUGCGCGAACGGCACCUCGUUCGCCAACGGCACGUCGUCCAACCGGCGGCACGUCGUCCACCAGCAGCAGCGCUUCAUCGCACACCUCGGGCGCUGCUGCUGCGUCCCCGAGGGGCUUGCCACCCGGGGGCGCCUAGGCCGGUCUUUCCUCUGGCGUUUCGAUGGCCGCGGUGGUAAUGGUGCCGGCACCAUCCCCAAUGGCGAUCUGAUACCUGUCUGA